This is a messenger RNA of Parastagonospora nodorum SN15, 171 nucleotides long. RefSeq lists its product as hypothetical. Lineage: Eukaryota; Fungi; Ascomycota; Dothideomycetes; Pleosporales; Phaeosphaeriaceae. The transcript has a single exon. The record is from RefSeq and is a predicted model, not a curated record. Bases 1 to 171 code for a protein of 56 amino acids.
AUGGGAACUGGCGCGAACGCCAAGGAGCAAAUCGCAAUCAGCAAGGAGAUUACCAAGAGCACGACCAAUACGCGGUCGGACUGGAUCGGCACCAUUUCAUGGCUGCAGAAGUUUGUUGCUGGCGAGGUGCAGGGGCACGACUUUCAAGUGCUCCUCAACAACUACAGUUAG